Messenger RNA from Phoenix dactylifera (date palm), 4054 nucleotides. The record is from RefSeq and is a predicted model, not a curated record. NCBI's taxonomy places the organism in Eukaryota, Viridiplantae, Streptophyta, Magnoliopsida, Arecales, Arecaceae.
AGGAAACGUAGAGAGGGGGUUGGUUUAUUCGCCGACGAUACCUACAUCGUCACCGUUCUCUCUGUCUCUCUCUCUUCUAGUCUUCUCACAUCUCAGAAGGAAUAUAAGAGUAUUGGAGAAGAAUUCCGGACACACGCAUACAGAGAGGGAGAGAGAUGUGGGUCUCCUGGAACGUGCUCUUCACCGUCGGAUACGCCUGGUUCUGCUCCCUCUCUCCGUCAUCAUCCUCGUCCCCGCCGAUAUCUGGACCGUCAGAUCUCUUCCCUCUUUCAUCCCUUGAUUUCCUUUCUGAAAUUGAAGUGACAUCUUGUUUGUACUGAAAAAAAAGGUAACAUCUUAUUCCCUUUUACUUGAAGCACUGUUUUGUAGUUUCCGUAUGAUGGAGCUUGCUGGUGAUGUUGAUCGACAAUGAGCUUGGAGCAAUCGAACUUAACCGUGCUCUCGGAAUUAGUCGGAGUAAUAGAAUUUCUUUACCGGUUAAUUACUUUGAUUGGGCUAGGGGGAAUGCAGCAAUAUAAUUUAUUUUUCUUAAUCACAUGAUAGGCAAAGAAGGGGCUUAUACUAGUAGACAUUGGGAAGCAAGAAAACAUAUGCUCAGUGCGUCGAUCCGUACAGGCGGAUGUUUAGUUCCACAUCAGUUAUUCACUGGGUAAAUAUUGGAUGCUUGUAUAGAAUCAAAAAAUUCAAAUAAUACUUUUUAGCUAGUUUUUUUGGGUGAGAUUCUGGGUUGUUACUCAUGGUACCCAAGCGGACCUGACCUAUAAUUUAUGUGAACUAGAUGGCACUGCAACAUGAAUUUAUUGGGGUUGAUCAUGGGUCGAUUGUGGUGCUUAUGAUUAGAUUUGAAUGGAUUUAAAUCUUUAGAUUGACGAGAACGUCAGGGCUUAAACAUGAAAGUAUGUGAGGACACGUACGAGCAUGUGUGCAGUCCUAUAUCGGUUAUUCGUUGGAUAGAUUUUGGGUACUUAUACAAAAUCAAGGAGCCCAACUAAUACUUUUCAGUUAAACUUUUUGGGUGAGGUCUUGAGUUGUUACAAGCAUAUGUACUUCUUCGCCUCAUUUUCCACUUGUAUCCAUGCAUUAGCUGCCAAUGCGAUGUAAAUAAAUUGUUGAAUCUUUUUUUCUUGAUUGACAAAUUGAUAUAUCUGGAGUCUUCGGUCAUUAUGAAUUUAACAUAUGGUUCGAGCAUCUUGCUAUUGUUCUUUUACAUCACUAGAAGGCUAAAUGUCUUGACCCUUCUAAUGCUUCUUCAGCCUUUCAUUCUGGACUAGAAGGCCAGGAUCAUGUUCAUGUUGGCAUUGGUUGCUUCCUGGAAUAGCUGUUAUGCUGGAAUUUAGCACCUUGACUGCCGCAUGUUCUGUUCCAAUUGAUGGCUUGGUUGUUGGGACUCGGAGGGAAUGUGAGGACCCUUGUGCUAAGGAGAGUGUUCUGGAGGGCCUUGCUUGCAAAAGUAUUCUUGUCAUGGUCUGCAAUGGAGCCAAAGAGUGUGAUUUUCCAAAAUACACAUAUAAAAAACUGUCAUGUUGUUGGCUGCUUUUGGCAGGAUGGACUGGAGGUGUUGUUGGCUUAGCUAUGGCUUGCUCAAAUACCUUUGAGCUUGUGACAGGUGCAUUUCUUCUUGGUUUUGGUUUGAGUGAAAUUCCUAGGAGCAUUUGGAAGAAUGCUUAUUGGAUUAAUCACCAAAAGGUUCUUUCUCAUGAGGUUGCAAAAAUGGCUGUAUGCCUUCAUAAUGCUUAUCAAGGAUUCCCAAAUGCAACAGUGGUGCUAGCUGCAGCGAUAUGGGUGAAGGGGCAGGAAAGAGAUCAAUGGAGGGAAAGAUAAAAUUUAUGUUGUUCACUCAGUUCAAAGAGCCAGGGGAAGGAUUAGAGUGGGAUGGGGAGCUGAUUGCAGUUAAGGAUGGGUUCCAUAGAGCAUUCCUUCUUCUAAAGUUGGUAGCAGUAUGAUAUUCAUAUUUCUGAUCUUAAAUAUAUUAUGUUGUUUGAACACUCGAGUGAACCAGUAGCCUUCAUUUCAUAUUCUUAGUUCUGGAUAUAACUUCUUUGUCUUCUUGCCAAAUAUGCCUCUGUGAAAAAUCUUUAAAACUUGUCUGUCAUGGAGUAGGAAAGUAUAGAUGUUCCAAGACUUGAAUAAAAUGAAUGGAGGCAUUUGAAACUAUGACUAGGCUCCCUCUAGCUGGUUUCUUAUGUGAGCUUCCUUGCUGUGCUCAUCCUUCCUUAUAGCCCAUGAUCUAUCAUCACCUUCAGCUUGAGCAAAGGAAAAGAAUACACGGGAAUAACUGGUAUGGAGCUGCUAGUUGGAGGCAGCUUGGACUGGUGCCCCUGCUACCCGCCAUCAUAAACUAAUUAGUGAAGGGGAAGAAAUAGAACUACCUUGGUUCUGCUUAUAUAUGUGCUCAUAGUAGAACCAUUUCCAGCAGUUCUCAUUUCAUCUUUACUUGGUUCUCAUGCUUUCUCUUACUCACUUUUUCAUGACCUUAUACCUAUUAAUGUACCAUGCAUGCACAAAGGUUUAGAAUAGUUUAAUAUCAUGCCUGGUUUUGUAAUGUAAAUAAUCAUACUACACUAAAUGGUGCUAGUACUGUCACAAAUAACAGAGGAUAGAUGCAAAAACAUCUUAGUUACACUAAAGUUAAUGUGGCUUUGUAUAUUCUAUAAUUUGUCUAACCUUUUUUCUCCCUAAUUGCUGUACCUAAUCAACUAUCAUCUCAUCAAGUGAGAACAAAACUGAAGCAAUUGCAUCACACACCAACUUUACUAUGAAUCUUGAUGCUGGUAACGAACUUAGCGCAAUAUUUAACAACUUCAAGACAUAAAUUAACUUUAGAAACAUAUAAAGAAUAUAAAAUCUGUUAUUCUGGGUGUGGUAAUUAUGUUUGUCAAUACCUAGCAUGAUGUAUCAGGGAAGCUGAGCAAUACUGACCCCUUGAUAUACUAGAUCUGUAUUGUUUCCGUUUAGUCCAAAAUUUGUAUGUAUUGCAUGGAGAAUUUCAAAUGGUGCACCUCUCUCAGUAUUCUGGUGAUUUGGUUUUCAUAUGACUUUGUCUAAUGCUUGUGAUAUCUCUUUAUGAUUAGAUAUUUUCAUAUAUACAACAGAACUUGUAUUAGAACUUGACUAUUGAGAUUUACUUUAACCCUUAUUCUUAUUAAGUGACCACAUUAAACUCCAAAAUUAAUUUUACACUCAAGCCAUUCUACUGUCGUUCUACUUUCUACCUCCCCAUCUAUCACUUCAUAUAAUCAUUUCGUGAAAAAACAUAUUGUCAGUGUGAUGAUAAAUGAUGACUUAUAAUUGCCACUCACUUUUAUCGGUGAAUUCACAUUCUUCUGCUUAUUCUUUCAGGUUCAACUAUUCUAUUAUUGAUAAAAUGAAUUAUUAUUGAUAAAUGGUACUUUGACAAAGUUUGCAGUUCUAGUUAUGAAUAUUAUAUAGAGUAAAGAAAAGGUUUGGGUCAUAGACAUUAGUUUCCUAUAAUAUCCAAGAUUCUUUUCUUUUAGUUAUAUGAAGAUCCAACUUUCAAGCCAUCAGGGGGUAGAUCGGGAGAAAACGAUAUGGAUUAUGAUAUAGAUGAGAGAUCAAUGUUUGCACAUUAUACCAGAGUCUAUUGCUUUGAAUCCCUCGAUGAAAUCUUUCAGAGAUUGAAGCAGCAUCCUAGUAGGGACCAUAACAACGAAUAUGGUUAUGGUGGCAAUGACGACGAUAUGAAGUUCAGGGUCAUCCAGAAUAGUAUUGGGCAUGUUCAUAACAGAAACCCAAAUUCAAAUCUUGUUUUAUCGUAUCAGUUUUCUGUUUCAUGAAACCGAAAUGAAAGGUGUACAAUAGCAAUUCCUGAUAUUUUUCCAAGGAAUGUGGGUAAUGUAGAAGAUUGAUGAUAUACCAAUAGCCAUAUUGUUGUAUUUACUAGUAGUCAUAGGGGAUGGCCACAUAUCUUAGACAGCAGCGAAGAUACCAAUGUUCAUUUUGUUUCAUCUCUGUUACAUGGAACCAGAGGAUCAAUAGAAUAUCUGCUGCUUUUCUGACAAAAAGAAUCAAUGAAACUUUGUUGUUUUUUAUUUUA